AUGGGUUUUUCUGCAGCUGAACACCCAUCCCCUCUUUCUUUGAUUGCCAUUUUCGCGUUCAUCAUCGUGUACUUGGUAAUUUCUUACCUUGUUCUUGAUCAAAUUGAUCAACACGGAGAUUCCAACGAUGAGAUUUCUGCAAUAGACUCUUGUGGCUCGGGAUUAUCUGUUGAACAAGUGCAAGAAAUCAGUUGUUACUACCUCAAAGGACAAGCAAAUUCGACAUGUGCCAUCUGCUUGGAUAGUCUUUGUGAAGCAGAAUUGUGCAGAAGUUUUCCAGCUUGUAACCAUGUAUUUCAUGCUCAAUGUCUUGAUCCUUGGUUAGCUAAAAGACCAAUUUGUCCAACAUGUCGAACACCAUUCAGGACAUAG
This is a messenger RNA of Nicotiana attenuata, 372 nucleotides long. RefSeq names its product RING-H2 finger protein ATL66-like. The record is from RefSeq and is a predicted model, not a curated record. Lineage: Eukaryota; Viridiplantae; Streptophyta; Magnoliopsida; Solanales; Solanaceae. The coding region runs from base 1 to 372 and encodes 123 amino acids. The transcript has a single exon.